AUGGAUAUAGGUAAGGGAGAUAGUUCGUCAGAGGAGGAGGACGACAAUGAUGAUGAAAUAGAAGAGGCCGAUGAUGGAAUGAACGAUCAUUGGGAUAAAGGUGUGAUAUGUGAAGAAAAUGGUGAUAUGGCAACUUCUGUAAGAUCGACGACUGGAACAACAGCAACGGAAAUAAUAACAGAAGAACAAGAAU
Messenger RNA from Didymodactylos carnosus, 193 nucleotides. NCBI's taxonomy places the organism in Eukaryota, Metazoa, Rotifera, Eurotatoria, Philodinida, Philodinidae. The record is from the annotation of a GenBank genome assembly.